UAUUAUUAUUAAUAUUAUUAUUAUUAAUAUUUACAAUCUAGUAGUGUUAUUACUGAAAUAAUAUUAAAUGAAAAUCGAAGCAAAGCAUUUUAUAGUCGUCUAUUUGUACUCUUAAAAAAAAGAAUAAGAUGUCGAAUGUGCAUAGCAAUAACUAAGUAUUUAGUACAAUACAACGUCAUGCUCUAAUAUUCAAAAAAUAUAAACAGACAGCAUUUUUAUAAAUAAAAACCUUAUUUGAAUAUUCUUAAACCAUUAAACGCUUGGCACGAAAGCUAAUCUUAAGACAUUCCAAAUAAAUUUCUUGUAAAACAUUUCUCAUCUACGUUGGGGAUCUUCACCUAUUUAUAUAAAAUUUGUAAGAAUUUUCAAUUGUAAAGGAAGGUUUCUUUUUUUUCUAUACACAUUCUAAAUGUACUUAAAUAGGCCUAUAUUCCUUAUAACAUUAUGAAUAAGCGUGGUAUUUAUUCAUAUACAAGAAAAUUAAUGAACAACCCUAACGUGGAUUUAUAAACACUUUAUAUAAAUGAUUUCCUUGUGAAGGUAAUAAACAGGAGAUCAAUUUUAACAUUUUUUUUUUCUGCAUGAUUACUAACUGUAAAUAUGUAAAUUAACUAGCUAAAUUUUGGCUUGAAAUAUGAUGUAUGUAAAUUGGUAUUAUGUACCUUCAUGAGGUGAUUAUCAAGGAUUUAAUUUACAUAUGUAUUCUACGGUGCGCAUCGAGUUCAACGUUAUACGGUGCUAUAAUUUCGUUCUUUACAUAUCCAAGCGUGUAAAAAUAUGGUAGGAGAGAGAGAGAGAAAAGAAAAGUGCAUUUCUACUGUCUCUUGAAAGAAUAUUUAUAGCCCUUGAUGCUUGACGAUAUUUCCCGACGAAACAAUCAAAUUGAAUCAAAAGUACUUUUGAAUGUUCCAUUUUUUAUAAUGAAAUAAUGAUCUUUGUAGCAGUAUUAUUGAUUAAUUAAAAUAACGCAUACAAAAUACAACACAAGAUACGACCACAAAGACGCAUAGACAUUGUAUUUUAUUGAAAGCAUUAUUUGUUGGUGCGAGGAUAUAUGAGAAUCACUUGUACUUUGCUGAAAAAAAGUUAGACAUUGUUUAAAUAAAAAAAAUCAUAUCACACUUCUUGGAUACACGAUUAUUGUACCCAUUGUAAUUUAUAAUGUAACCAAUCGUUAGAUUUUAGCGUUCCUAUUAUUUAUUCGUUAAAUUAUCAUUAAUUAUUGCUUCUGUUUCUUUGUCAUACACAGUGAACGGUGGAUUGAAAUCUUGAGCGUUUUGAAAAUCCCGCGCGCUGUCAUGUGAUCGCUACUCCAUCAAACACCUGUUUUCAUUCUAAACGGCAACAGCGCAAAUAAAUAUUGCACCUGCGCCAAAUUUCUCGACGAACAUCAGCGUUGUCUCGGCUGCGAUGCGCUUUGUGUGUAAGAAGAAUGUUGGGUUACGAUAAACGAAGCCAUGAUGCUGAAAAUCUUUUCUCAGGUUCCUCCGAUGAGGACACCAACUACGUUGGUAAGAAAGGUUCGGGCAGUUCGACGAACGAAUUCGAUGAAUCGAUUCAAGCCAUGUGCGAUAUUUACGGACAGACACCGCCGAGAACUCGUCUGAAUCGCAAGAAGAGGUAUAUGAAACAGAAACUUAAUGGAGGAGAUACGAAAUCGUUAGACAAGGAGACACCGUCGAAACUGCUGGUUCGCAGACGAAACACUCUGGACAGUAUAAUAUUCAACGAGAUGUGCGAUAAGGCCGAUAGAGAUUGCGAGAACGAGGCGAAUCAGGAUAUGGUGAAAGAGGGAAGCCGGAAGUGUAAAAGAAUUUUCAAAGUAUUGCGCGGCAGCGAGAGAGAUUUGAAGCUCGACAUGAAGGCGGCGUACGAUUAUGCUGAGAAAUUUGAUCACGGACAAGUGUCGACGCCUAAUCACAUCAAAGUAGAAACUAAAAACAGAUUCCGUUGUCUUCGAUCGAAGCCCGUCGGCGUAGAGGAGAGAAGGGUUGAAACCGACGAACCAAAUCUGGUCAUUGAUAACAAUGAAUCAGCGGCACAGUCUCCUAAAACGUUGAGCCUUAAAGAGCGAGAAAUAUUUCACGAUACUUUUUCUUUUCUCAUUAGACUGGGAAGUACGGAACGAAACUGCAGGCGUCAAAUAAGCCACGAGGAGACCAGCUGGCAAAACGAGCUGAAGGACCUAAUAUGGUUAGAACUGCAGGCCCAUCACGCUGAUCGCAAUCCAAUGGCUCAGGACGAGUACUUGUGCAAACAGCGGGAGGCACUGGAAGGUUUGCUUAAAGAAAUAAUGGAGUACAGAUACGAUCCUAUUGCCAGUGUAAAGAACGGUAAUACACCCUGGAUCAAUAUAAGCGGUAAAUGCGUGGACCGAGUUGCGAAUUCUGGAUCAAGCCCGAACAUAGAGCUGGGUAUCUGUCCGGGGUGUCUUUCUAUGUACUGUAGAGCGUGUGCGAGAGCCCAGGGUGAGGCGUUGCAGCAAGUAGAAGGUUUAUUAGCAAGAUUGGAAGUGGCAGAGUCUCUAUAUCCGUCGUCGCAGGCUUUGGCCGCGCAAUAUCCGUUAUACAAAAGCACAGAAUUUACCGGCAGAGUGAAGGCCAUGUGUCUCUGGUACAAUAUGACCAAACAUCAUCGAUUGAAAUUGCAAAUAUUGGGAAAAUUACUGAUGAUGUUGCACACUAAGAAGAAGCACGACGAUAACGGUGACUCUGGGAUAAGCUCGAGAUCCUCGGAUACCGUCGAUUCCUUGGAGCACAGGCGUACUUUGGUACGGUUCGAGGUGUCAAAUCCGCAGGAGGAAAGCACCAGUCCCUCCGAUAGCAACAAUAGCAACAAUUCUUCCGUCGGUUUGUCUUUCGCCCAGUCGUGGCCUUCCACCCCUGAGACUUCUCUGACCUGUCUGGACGACGAUAAAACAGAGCGGCUUGAUUUCUAUUUAGUCGAGUUCGACCGGCAGGCUUAUAGAAAGUAUAUCGAGGAUGUGCUGAAGACCAGAGGGCUGAGGAAGAGUUUAAAUUUCCUCGAGAGGCUGCACACCUCUGUUCUAAGGAAAGCAAGACUGACGCUGGAGAAAAGCGACGUGAGCGAAGGUGGUAACGCUACGAGCGAAGAGUACGAAGGGGACGAAGAGCUACGUCGAUACGGUGUGUGGAGCACCGAGGCCAGAGAAUUGAAUCUUCCAUCCUAUAGAGCAGCUUUCGUGUUUUUGUCCCGGGUUCCAUUGGACGUCGUCCACGAAUUUCUGCGAAUGAGACUGGAACAAAAACCGGAUCAGCCUAGCCCCUUAUCCGUCAGGCAACUGAUGCGCGAACUCAGGGAGGGUCUUCGAAUAGCUUGCAUUCAUCGCGACAGAUUUUCCGCCCACUCUUGCGCGGCUGUUGCCAGCGACAACGAAAGCUGCGAUCAAUUGUUGUUCCAAGAGGACGUGAAAGACUUCGACGAAAGCUUGAAAGCUGUCUUCGAGGUGUACCUCGACUACUUGCAGCAGUGGGUGGACAUGGUCCAACACGAUAGUUUCCAUAAAAAUUUAAUCAUGGACGAGUGGAUAUUUGUAAAAUCGAUAGCUGGAAAUAUAUUGAACGGUUACAAGAUAGCUGGAGUUAAAUUUUGUGAAAUCGCCAAAACGAUGAUCAAGCAGGUGAAAGAGUUCCUUAACGAGAGACCAAGAGAGAUCAAGGAGACUACUGAAGACUGGAGCGAUGAUGACGACUGGUCAUGCAAAUUUCAUUUUAUGUUCGUGGGUCGAGAAUGGCAAGGGAUGUUUGUGGAGUCUCGAGAGAAGCUCGUUAAGAGUGUCACUCUGGCCAGGUGUUUGAAACGUGAUAUUGAAAAAUGGGCUUUCUUUAACAAGGACUUGGAAGAAUCAUUAACAAUCUUGAAGGAAACUGUGAUGUCUUUGAGACACCAGAUAACAGCGGUAAUCACCAAUUUCCAACGGGACCUUGAAAAAGCUGAAGAACCAAAUUCCGAGGGCGACAGAUUCGCUUUUCGUUCCAGAGCCAGAGAAAUACUUCAUCAGGCGUAUCGGAUGGGUUUCGAUUACUACAAGGAGACCUGUAAAUUAUUUGCUCUUGAGGAGAAAGCUGUCUUAGCACGGGGCUUGGUAUCUUUCGCUUUCCUCUGGAUGGAAUUCGUACGGACACGGUGCGAGCGGGGUCGGGGCUUGAGGCCCAGAUGGGCGAACCAAGGUUUAGAGUUCUUGAUCACGGUGUGCGAACCGCAUAAUACUAAACAUCUGAGCGACCAGGAAUUCGAGGAGUUGAAAACCUGUAUGGAUCGUUGCAUUUCGCACGUCGUUGGAAGCGCGAACAUAGCGUCAAACGUGGAAACAGAGAGUAUAAGAAGAUUGUCAUCUCAUUCGAGAGCUUCUUCGCCUUGUCACGCUAGAAGCAGAACCGCGAGUAUAUCCCAGAAGCCUAGAGACGCUUUUAAAUCCCCCGAUGUCCCGUCGAAUCCUAAGAAAUCCUCUUCGCCGAGCAUAGUCGAUGGAAAUAUAAUGUUGAACACGUUCGAUCGUAGUAUAUCCCGUCAGGAGAGAAUUGUUCGGGCUAUAAGAAAGGUAGAAUGUGAUAUUGACGAGAGGCUAAAGAGUCGUGAACUUAUCGGUCAAGUUACAGAUAGAAAGGCUGUAGAUAGGGUGCAUAUUAAAGCGAGAAGAGUCACGUUUACCUGGCAAAGGGGUAUUAAAAUAGGUCAAGGAAGAUUCGGCAAAGUGUAUACCGUGGUGAACAAUCAAACCGGCGAGUUGUUAGCCAUGAAAGAGGUACAGCUGCAACCUGGAGAUCACAGGGCGAUCAGAAGAGUAGCUGAGGAGUUGCAGAUAUUCGAAGGGAUUCAACACAAACACUUAGUCAGAUAUUAUGGCCUAGAAAUCCAUCGAGAAGAGAUGUUAAUAUUCAUGGAAUUUUGUGCUGAAGGAACCUUGGAAAGUUUGGUAGCUGGCAGUGGGAAUGGGCUACCGGAAUCAUUAGUCAGGAAAUAUACUCAUCAACUACUCUUGGCAGUUACAGUGCUACAUUGUCAUGGAAUAGUACACCGCGACAUUAAAUCUGCAAAUAUUUUUUUAACCGACGAGGGUAAUUGCCUGAAACUUGGAGACUUUGGAAGCGCGGUGCAAAUUAAAGCUCACACCACGAUGCCUGGUGAAUUGCAAGGAUUCGUUGGCACUCAAGCUUACAUGGCACCGGAAGUGUUCAUGAAGUCAGAGAGCAGUGGUCAUGGAAGAGCAGCUGAUAUUUGGUCGGUUGGUUGUUGCGUGAUAGAAAUGGCCAGUGGACGAAGGCCUUGGUCAGACUAUGAUUCAAAUUAUCAGAUUAUGUUUAAGGUAGGGAUGGGUGAGACUCCAGCGUUGCCAAAAAGUUUAUCAGCUGAGGGGAUUGAUUUAAUUAAAAAGUGUUUGCAACACGACCCAAAGAGAAGAUUAACUGCUAAUUCCUUACUAACACUUCCAUUCGCGCAAGCGUACGAGGAUGUAAAUGCUGACUUAGUAGUAGCUCGUCAUCCGACAUGAUUGUAAAUGUAAAAUUCUCGAUUCUUUCGAUCAGGAAACAUCGGAAAUCUUGUAACAAUGUUAUUACCUGUAUCAGGUUAAAUAUACUAGCAAUCGUUACUUAAAAGCUAUUUUUAUAUCGCUUAAUUUUCUCAAUUAUCGUAAAAGGUGUAUUUUUUUAUUUAUAUAACUGUGCAGUUCCUAGAAGCGUAUAAAAGUCAAGUAAUUUGCAGUAUUAAAAUGCAAAAAAAAAGAGAAGAUUUUACUUAGUGCUUGAAUUAAGGUUUUUACAUGUAAUCAUACAUAUUAUAACAUUCCAUUCUCUAUAAUAUACUUUAAAUUAUUUUCUAAAGUUAAUUGGAGAUUUGUACUAGAUUGUAACGAGAAUAAAAAGGAACAGCUAGUGUCA
Osmia bicornis bicornis is the source of this 5900-nucleotide messenger RNA. It is a transcript of the gene Mekk1, whose product is annotated as mitogen-activated protein kinase kinase kinase 4. Lineage: Eukaryota; Metazoa; Arthropoda; Insecta; Hymenoptera; Megachilidae. The record is from RefSeq and is a predicted model, not a curated record. Gene Ontology annotation, biological process: protein phosphorylation; MAPK cascade. The transcript is spliced from 14 exons. Gene Ontology annotation, molecular function: ATP binding; protein kinase activity. Bases 1433 to 5512 code for a protein of 1359 amino acids.